UUCAAGUUCCAAGUUCCAACACGCAGACGCCUCGUCCACGCUGGAUGCUAGGAAAUUCGAUAUAAAGUGUGCAGCAAGGCCCUGCCAGACUGACACAGUGAGCUGUUCCCUCGUGUGUUCCCUCCCUGCGCCAAAACCUUCGAUACAUACCACGUGGCACGGCACACGGCAGACAGGAUGAGCAUCCCUGAUCAUGGGCCCCUAAUGACGAGUGCCAUAUGGCCUAUAUGCGGGGUGUCUUUGCUCUUCCUAGCUGCGAGGCUAUAUGUGCGGUUCUCACGCAACCGAGCGUUCUGGUGGGACGACUGGGUGCUCAUCGCAUCAUGGGUCUGCCUUCUUGGUCAAACCUGGACGGCCCAGGCAGCCAUCGGGUAUGGCUUCGGCAAACUCCUCGAAGACAUUGACCCCCCGAGCAACACCUACCAAAUCGCCCUCUAUGUACAGGUUGGCGCCACCUUUGUCGCCUUUGCAAUCUCGCUGAGCAAGAUCUCCUUUGCCAUCACGCUCCUGCGACUCACGCUCGGAUACUGGCGAUACCUGGUGUGGUCCACGAUCAUUUCCAUGGCGCUGCUCAGCCUGCCCGCCGCCAUCCUGCCGUGGGUUCAAUGCCGUCCGUUCAAGAAGGUAUUCGACCCUUCGAUUCCGGGAGACUGCUUUGAUCCUGCGAAAAUCCUGUCCUACGCCAUUUUCGUGUCAGCCUGGAAUGCACUGAUGGAUUUCGUGCUGGCCACUCUGCCGUGGACCGUUCUCUGGAAGCUCAACAUGAACCGGACUGAGAAGAUGGGCGUCGGCGUCUGCAUGUCCCUGGGCGUCCUGGCCGGUACCGUCGCCAUCGUCAAGUCCUGCUACAUCAGCCAGAUCGCCGAAAAAGACUUCUUCUACAACGGCGUCGAGCUCAUUUGCUGGUCCGCGGCCGAGACGGCAGCCGCCAUCAUCGCCGCCUCGAUCCCCGUCCUGCGCGUAUUCAUCCGUGAAAAGACAAGCUCGGCUGGCUACUCGAACAGCCGCGGCGCAAGACGUGACACUAUCCCGCUCUCGCGUGUCGGGGGCAGCCGAGUCGAUCCGGUCCAGGAUGCGCGCAAGGUCGUCAACGAAGUCUGGGUUACGGCGCACAACAGGAGCGAUGGCGAGAGCGACAAGAGCAUACUCAGGGGGAAUGCUGGUAGUUCCGAUAGUGCUCCCGAAGGAACCAUCUUGCAGACGAAUACCUUUGUGGUAGACACGCAGAGUGACCAGGACAGCUUCCAGGGCAAGAGGGUAAGCAAUGGGUCUAAAGAUUGACACGGAGUGAUGUCGGGUUGAACACGCUUUGCAUAGAGUUGGGAUAAUUGGCUUUAGAUCUUGAUUUUUGUAUUCAGUACACACUGAGCGAUAUGAAUGAUGACUUUACUGUAUAUCUAGGACAGUGAGCCCAAGUCCUCCGCUGGUGAAACACUCCUUGUUGACCUUCGACUUGCUGUGCUGCUUGCAAGUCACACGACGCGAGACGUACAGCAUAGCCCGACUGACUGGCCUAUGGGGCUCUCGAAGGACAGAUGCGAAGCGUAACGCAGGGGCCUUGACCUGAUAGUCGUAGCCAC
Molecule: messenger RNA, 1580 nt
Organism: Emericellopsis atlantica
Lineage: Eukaryota; Fungi; Ascomycota; Sordariomycetes; Hypocreales; Bionectriaceae
Exons: 3
Coding region: 178-1281 (367 amino acids)
Source: RefSeq, a predicted model, not a curated record